AUGGAGAAUCACGCCACUUCAACGGCCUCUCCCCCCUGGUUGAAAACGAUUGACAGCUGCUACAUUACGGAGUACGAUCUCAUAGAGUACGCCGGCGACUUUUCGGCAGACCUGAAAUACUGCGGUCAAGUCUCGCUCGAUAUCACUCGGCAGGCUGCGGCGGUGCGAUAUCUCUCCGAGUGUAAAUGGGCACCUUCCACGUCGUCCGAGUCGAUGCAGUUUUACGGGCGAGACGUUGACGUGACGUUGACAUGUUGGACGGAGGGUUAUACCAAGAUUAUGGGCGACUGGUGCUGUGUACAGACGACAGACAAUUGCCAUGUCAGCGGAUCCGGCUUGUGGAAGGCACCAGAUCGAAGCAAGCUGAACAACUGCGGACCCGGACCCGGCCCACGUAUCAAUGAGACGAGACGAUCCAUCGACGCUGUGGAAGAGUCCCCCGCACUCAAGUCGAAGCGGAACGAGGAGGAUGACCCUCCCAGCCGACGCUGGCUCCAAGCGGAGAAGAUUGGUGAGGAGUACGCGCCAUGCUUCAGCUGUGCCAGCGGCAGUCGAAACUCGACAUGCGGCGUGGUGAAAACCUACGAAUUCAACGACACCGUCGUCAGUCAAUGUCUCACGAGCGAGGACGUUGCCUUUCCCAACGGAUCGUUCUCGAGCAAGACGUGGAUGAUUAUCGCUACCCGCGAUGCGAUCGUUGGAAGGUUUAUGCAUGAGGAGGGUGCCAAAGUUUUGCGUACUGGACGGCGGUCGGUCGGGUAA
Molecule: messenger RNA, 762 nt
Organism: Drechmeria coniospora
Lineage: Eukaryota; Fungi; Ascomycota; Sordariomycetes; Hypocreales; Ophiocordycipitaceae
Exons: 6
Coding region: 1-762 (253 amino acids)
Source: RefSeq, a predicted model, not a curated record